Physeter macrocephalus (sperm whale) is the source of this 2371-nucleotide messenger RNA. It is a transcript of the gene TMEM51, whose product is annotated as transmembrane protein 51. The record is from RefSeq and is a predicted model, not a curated record. The coding region runs from base 895 to 1638 and encodes 247 amino acids. NCBI's taxonomy places the organism in Eukaryota, Metazoa, Chordata, Mammalia, Artiodactyla, Physeteridae. The transcript has 3 exons.
UCAUGCUGUGUGUGUUCUUCUGCAAUUUGCUUUCCUGUUCAACCUCACAUGUGUCAGGAUGGGCCACGCUGGUGUAUGUAGCUGCAGUUUAUUCAUUUUCUCUGCUGCGUAGUACUCCGCUAGACUAUAACUGCAUAGUCAGCUGCUGUCGUGGUUUAUCCUUUCUCCUGGGACAUGACAUUAUUCGAUUUUCUAAUGUUGAAUCAACUCUACAUUCUUGGAGUAAACCUUUUUAAAAAAUGUUGGAUUCCAUUAGCUGAUAUUUUGUGUAGGAUUUUUGUUUCUGUGCUAGCAGAUCAAAUUGACCUAUCAUUUUCCUCUCCUGCCUUGUCGCUUUUGGGGUCAAGAUUACAGAUUCCUCAUAAAAUGACCUGGGGAGUGUUUCUCCUCCUUUUACUCUCAGGAGCACUUGUGUAAGAUGGAGAAAACCAUGGAAAGAUUUUGUCAGUGUAGCUGCCAUAUCAUCAUCCUUCUGCAGCCCCACUCUUGGUACAGAAUCUUGAAUUUUUUUUGCAUGUACCUUCCCUCCAAAAAGCAAACACGUGCCUCCCCCAGGAGUACCUCAAAUUGACAUGCUCACAGCCUACUUAGAAAGCUGCAUUUCUGGUUUUUUACAGGUGGAUCCUUAACUCAAGAUUUUAGCAUGAAGAGUUGUUGUCAGGCUUGCCUGGAGGCUCCCUAGGUAACAACAGACCCCCCCAGCCGCGGCUGUCCACGCGGGAUGCCUCACAUUUGCUUGACACCAUCCCUUGAGAGUCUGGCUGCUGUUUUUUCAGCGUGGCGCUAGGGAUUUAGCGCAAGGCGUUUAAGGGGUUUUUGGUGCUGCCGGUGCUGCUGUUUUUUAUUUAUUUAUUUUCUCUCUUUGAACCCGGGCCUUGCCCCGCUCCCGCUGGCAUGAUGGCCCAGUCCAAGGCCAACGGCUCGCACUACGCGCUGACUGCCAUUGGCCUGGGGAUGCUGGUCCUUGGGGUCAUCAUGGCCAUGUGGAACCUGGUCCCCGGGUUCAGCGCUACCGAGAAGCCAACCGCUCAGGGGAACAAGACGGAGAUAGGGAGCAGCAUUCUCAAGAGCAAGACCUUCUCUGUAGCCUAUGUGCUGGUCGGGGCCGGGGUGACGCUGUUGCUUCUCUCCAUCUGCCUGAGUAUCCGUGACAAGAGGAAGCAGCGGCGCGGUGAGGAGCUGGCGCACAUCCAGCACCCGGGGGUCGAGCCUCAGGCCCACGAGGAAGACAGCCAAGAGGAGGAGGAGGCCUCCUCAAGGUACUAUGUCCCCAGCUAUGAGGAAGUAAUGAGCACAAACUACUCAGAAGUGAGGGAACCGGACCAGAACCCCAGGAUGAGCAUCUCUCUCCCUUCCUACGAGUCCUUGACGGGGCUGGAUGAGACAAGCCCCACCACAACCAGGGCUGACGUGGAGACCGGCCCGGGGAACCCCCCCGACAGGCAGAACUCCAAGUUGGCCAAACGCCUGAAGCCGCUGAAAGUUCGAAGGAUAAAAUCCGAAAAGCUUCACCUCAAAGACUUUAGGAUCAACCUGCCAGACAAAAAUGUGCCUCCUCCGUCCAUCGAGCCUCUGACUCCCCCGCCACAGUAUGAUGAAGUCCAAGAGAAGGCCCCCAACUCCCGGCCCCCGGACUGACGACCCCUCCCGGGCGUGUUCCCUCCUGUCACUCAACCUCCACGCCAACAGAUCCCGAAUGAAGCCACUCAGCCACCGUUGAGAAGGGGAGGGGCCAGGUGUGUACUUAGCAAUUUGGACGGGGCCGGGGGGUGAGGGGUUCUGGGAUUCAGGAGCGACUCUGCGGCCCCCAGGACCUCACAUAGUAGGCGCAUCGGAAAGAGCUGCUGCUUCGGAUCUCGUGAUGCUGUGACCCCAUCAAGGGAUGGCGCCGGCAUCUUCCCCCUUGUCCUUCCGCGACUCUGAAUCGCCAGCGAUGACACUCCUUGUUCCGAUUAGGAAAGGAUACCUAUCAGCUGGUUUAGAUUGUGGUUUUGUUUUGCUUCCACUAGGACUGUUUUGUUUCCAAAAGAAAACAAGUUAUGCCUUCGCUUUUUCCCCGGUAUCCUGAACUGAGGGUAGGAAAGAUGACCCGCUUUAUAGAAAGGACACGGGCCCGUUUUGUGAAUUAAGCCGAAUGAGAGGCUGGGUGAUUACCCUGGGGUGAGACCCAGGUGGGGUUCUCAGAGCCCCUGAUGCCGUCAGUUCUUUUGAGGGCCCAAAGCCUGAGGAUGCAUAAGGUCCUAGUUUUAAUUGGUAGACUUUGCUAGUCUCUCCUGUGUAAUGGCAGAAAAAGGAAAGCCGUCUGGGAUGCUCUGUUCCUUCUAAAAUGCCUUGCAACUGAGCUUUUUGUAAUAAAAUAUUUUAUAUGUCA